AUGACAGGUCCUCCUAGUUGUGCUUUCAAGAUAGAUAUUAAAAAAGCUUAUGAUAUGGUGGACUGGCGGUUCCUCAUUAUUAUGCUGCAGGGUUUGGGGUUCCAUCCGGUUAUGGUUAAGUGGAUUAAGGAGAUGGUGUCCACUACUUCAUACUCGCUUGCGAUUAAUGGUGAAUCUUAUGGGUUUUUUCAUGGUGGUAGGGGUCUUCGGCAAGGUGAUCCAUUAUCUCCAUAUCUUUUCACGAUUGUGAUGGAGGGGUUAUUUAUGCUCCUUAGGCAUUGUAUCCGGGAGGCAUCUGAUUUUGAGUACCAUCGGGGUUGUGAGGAGCUGGACUUGACUCACCUGUGCUUUGUUGAUGAUUUAUUUGUUUUUACUAAAGGUAAUGUCCAAUCGGUGGAGGUGCUUAAAAAGGCUCUUUUUCUCUUUCAACAACGUUCGGGUUUGGAACCAAGCCUUGUAAAAAGUGAGAUUUAUUUUGGGAAUGUGCCCCCUAACAUUAAGGAGGCCAUUCUGGAGUGUCUUCCUUUUAAGCUUGGCUUGUUUCCUGUCCGUUAUUUGGGAGUACCUUUAUCUCAAGCUCGUUUGAAGAUAAGUGAUUAUAGCCCUAUGAUUGCUAAGAUUGGUGAUGGCCGGGACACAAAUGCUUGGGAGGAUUCUUGGCUUCCCUGUGGUGAUCUUUCGGCUUUACUGUCUUAUCAAUUUAUCUAUUCUUGUGGGUUCUCUACUGCAACUACGGUACGUGAGCUUUUCAUGAGUUUGGAUGGAGCCUGGCCAGAUGAGUGGUGUACCAGGUUUGAUGUGCUUAAUUCUUCUCCUUUGCCUUCUUUAAAUGAUUCUCUUCGGGAUCAAGUUCUUUUGGGGGAUGAUCGUAAUUCCUGUUCGGGUUUCAAGAGGCGUCUUCCUACACAAGACCGUUUGMUUUGGAAGGAUGAACCUCCUGAYCUWSWGUGCUCACUUUGUGGUCAGAGUGUGGAUAGCCAUUCACAUUUAUUUUUCCAGUGUACUUUUGCUCGUGAAGUUUGGGAUAGUAUCUUGCGUAUUGUGGACUUGACUUCUAUGCCUUCUGCGUGGGAUCAAAUUUUGGAAACUAUUUCGGAUUCCUAUCGUCGUCCAACGCGGUUAAAGCAGAAACUUGCGGUGGCGGCGUCUGUCUAUUACAUUUGGCAAGAACGAAAUAGAAGACUUUUUACUGGGGAUCGCCGAACUGCCAUGGAGAUUAUCAAAGUUAUUGAUCAGAUGAUCGAAAUUCGUGUGGCUUGGAUGGAGAGAAGAUUGCUGGAUAAUGUUGGUUGA
This is a messenger RNA of Cynara cardunculus var. scolymus (artichoke), 1293 nucleotides long. RefSeq lists its product as uncharacterized. The transcript is spliced from 3 exons. The coding region runs from base 1 to 1293 and encodes 430 amino acids. Lineage: Eukaryota; Viridiplantae; Streptophyta; Magnoliopsida; Asterales; Asteraceae. The record is from RefSeq and is a predicted model, not a curated record.